Messenger RNA from Nilaparvata lugens (brown planthopper), 4442 nucleotides. RefSeq names its product zinc finger protein 846. Gene Ontology annotation, biological process: regulation of transcription by RNA polymerase II. The coding region runs from base 1 to 2457 and encodes 818 amino acids. Gene Ontology annotation, molecular function: DNA-binding transcription factor activity; RNA polymerase II cis-regulatory region sequence-specific DNA binding. The record is from RefSeq and is a predicted model, not a curated record. The transcript has 4 exons. NCBI's taxonomy places the organism in Eukaryota, Metazoa, Arthropoda, Insecta, Hemiptera, Delphacidae.
AUGUUGAGGCAGCUGACUGUAUAUCUGGAGAGGAGCAACCUGAUGGGGGAUAUGCAGCAUGGUUUCAGGAAAGGCAGAUCUACCACCUCUGCAGUGCUUUCAUUGGUCGAAAGAAUACAUGUGGCUUUUGAGGAGCACAAAUCGGUUGACCUUGUGUUGUGUGGCCUGACCAAAGCCUUCGACUGUGUGUCACACAACAUCCUGCUGGACAAGUUACAUAGGUAUGGCAUCAGGGACAGUGCAUGGAGCAUGGUGGCAGACUAUCUAAGUGACAGGAGGCAGGUUGUGUCGGUGAUGGGUGCCACUUCAGAGGAAAGGAGAGUAACACAUGGAGUUCCUCAAGGAUCUGUGCUUGGGCCACUGUUAUUUCUCAUACUCAUCAACAAUCUCCACCUACAGAAUUCUAGUCUGCUGUAUGCUGAUGAUACUACCAUAGUUGGUAAGGGCAGUGGACCUCUGGAAGCUAGAUGCUGUGCACAGGAGCUGUUUUCCGUAGCUAAAGAGUGGUUUGCUGCAAACAAACUCAAGUUGAACGAGGCCAAGACACAGGAGAUGCUUUGUACUCUAAGCACCCACACUCCAGGGGAUGAAGCAGUCACUUUGCUUGGCUUUGGAAUUGAUGCCAAAUUAAGUUGGGAGCCGCAUAUUGACCAGGUAUGCAGGAGACUGUCUAGAGUAAUCUUCCUGUUCAGAAAGCUGAGAAGCCUCCUGAGUCUUAAGAGACUUCUAAUGAUGUAUCAUGCGGUGUUUGGCAGUCAUGUGCAGUAUGGAAUUCUUCUCUGGGGCCAUUCUCCACAUGCCAAUGACAUCCUGCUUCUUCAAAAGAAGGCACUGCAGAUCCUUACCUACAGUGACUUCAUUGCCCAUUGUCAACCCAUCUUCAGACGCCUGAAAGUGCACACCGUCUUUGGGCUGUAUAUACUGGCCUCUCUUACUGCAGUGAAGAUAAACAGGGCUAACAUGAUGAGUAGGUGUCAGGUAGUCUGUAGAAGUAGCGUAAAGCUGUUUUCUCAUAGCAUAACCGCGUUCUCUGGAGGCGCACUCUGGGUCUCUCCAGAUAGCAUCUUGCCGAAGGCCAUAUGUGAGAUUUGCAAGAAAACCGUUGACGAUUGGGAGAGAUUCAAGGAACAGAGUCUGAGAGUGAACACUUCGCUGCAGCAAUUUCUCGAUAAUCACAAGUCUGCUCAAUAUAUUGAGAGUCUCGAGCCUGGAGGUGACAAAGAAUCCGAUAAGGGGCAACGAGUUGAAGAAGAACAGCUGUCAGACAGGGAAGCACCAUUGUCUCCUAGCUCAGACAUAGAGCAUAACUAUUUCAUCAGUCUAUCGCCCCCAACAUCUAGUUCUAAAACUGUCAUAAAGGAGGAUGCAGAUUCUGGUGUUGGCUCUAGAAAAAUGGGACGGUCAAGAGGUAAGAAGAUUGUCAAAAAGAGAAAGAGAAAGGUAGUGAAAGACGAAGUGAAGGAUGAUGAUAUUUCAGAUAUAGAUGAACCAAAUGAUGAUGAUGAGAAUUUUGAACCCACUUCGUCCAAGUGGAAAUUGAUGUACGAUCGUUAUCAGAGAAAGAAGUAUGUGUGUGGGGUGAAUGGUUGUGAUAAAGCUUUCAGUCGUUUCUGUGAUCUGACGAAGCAUGACCUUUCCGACCACGCUGAUGUGGCUCUCGACGUCACGUGCCACGUGUGUGGAAAAAUAUUCAUCUCCGACGACCGACUGCAAAUCCAUGUCAACAUAUAUCACGGCGAGAAAAAGUUCUUGUGUGAAGGGUGCGGCGAUAAGUUUUCGACCAAAGAUUCGUUACGAGCCCACAAGCGAAGACAUUCUGGUCAAUUUGUGUGCCAGUACUGUGGGUUGGCGACCAAUUCGAAUAGUGGCUUGAUUGAGCAUAUGCGCACACAUACUGGCGAAAAGCCAUUCGUUUGUGAUAUCUGCGGACAGAAGCACACAACCAAAAAUGGACUGAACGCGCACAAACGAGGCCACACCAAGGAACAUCUAUUUAAGUGCAAUGUGUGCGGCUACUCGGCUGCCAAUCAAAGCUCCAUAUACAUGCAUAGAGCCACACACAGCACCGACAAGCCUUGUAUUUGUGAGACGUGCGGCAAAUGCUUCAAAAUACCGGCGCGUCUAGCCGAGCACAAGAAAAUUCACACAGGAAUAAAAAAAUUCGUGUGUGAAGAUUGCAACAUGUCGUUCCUAACUCGCUAUCAACUCACUCAACAUUCCCGCGUUCAUUCCGGUGAGAAACCGUUCAAAUGUGAAUUGUGCCAGAAGAGUUUUGCGAGGCGUGAUAAUUUGAAGGAGCACUCACGAACCCACACACGCGAGAAGCGAUACACGUGCGAGCGAUGCCUGCAGACAUUCUCGUUUCGAAAGAGUUUGAACAAGCAUGAAUGCGGCGAGCAGGUGGCAACCAUCAGCGAAACAAUGAACAACCAAGUGCUUCUUUAUGUUCAGCUAUAGUACAGUAUUAUUCAUUAUUCCCGUCGCUAUUUGCUGCCUAAAACCGGUCGUUGGAGUGACCUGAUGGACUUGAGACCUGAGCCAGUUAGGUCAGAACCACCCUUAUCUAUCAUACUUUUUUCAAAUACUUGUGUUCUCUCAUUUAAAGGAUAUUUAUUCAAAAAUGCAUCCCUAUUUUCAAGAUAAUUCUAGUUGUAGGAUUGUAUAUUCUUAUCUACAACUGGUUUGUGGAAAAGCAACAGUAGUGGUGAAUAAGUCAGGCCAAUCUUCUAUGAGACUAGUAAUUUGACUGCUAUAGUCCAUACAAAAUUACUUUUGACUUGGAGGACAUGCGCAGCAGAGAAAGGUGGAUAUACAGCGGCUAAACAGCCUUCUCUAAUUUCUAGUGAGUGUUCAAGAUACACAUACGAAGUUUCCUCUCUGAAAUUACUGAGUCGACCUAGUCUAAUCGACAAAUUGGCAACUGCACUUCUAUCUUUGACUAUUCAUCACUGUAAUUGGUUGAUCUCCCUCCAUUUCUCUACUCUGCAUAUUCCUCAAAGUCAAAGGUAAUUUAGUCUACCAUUACUGUACUUCCUAUGUUUCGUUUUGUUAUUUUGUGUUAACUGUAGUGUUUCCAUGGGAUUAAUCCAUAAUCAAUGGAAUUUUAUUUUCUUGAACUUGAUCUCUUAUAAACUUAUUAAAUUUAUACAUCUAUCUAUAAUUAUAAUAUUUAUUUAUUUAUUAAUAUACAAAUACAAUAAAAUUAAGGUAAAAUUAAACCUUAAUUUGGAAUACACAGUCUAUAUUUUUGGUUUUACUCCAAAAAUAUUUAUAAAAUAAUAUAUAAAAUUUUUAUAUUCCAAAAUCCUAUACUACUAUUAAACGAGCAACUUCUGUUUAUAUAUUUAAAUGUUAAGAUGUUUGUAUGUUUAUAUUAUGGUUAAAGGUUAUGUAAAUGAUAACUUAAUUCACACACUAUUUUGAGUCCAUUUUUUUGGACUACUACUACAAUUUUGAAUUUAUCAGAUUAAUUAAUUUCAAAAUAGAAAUGCAAACAAAAAUCUUCCUUCGCAAUCACAAAAAAUAUUUUAAAUUUCACUUAAAUCAUUAGAAACUUAGUAAAUUUAUUGAAGCUCAAAAUGCAUCUUUUGAAAAAUUCUUAUACAUUAUAUUAAUAUAGUUUCAUAUAAGAUUUUUGGUUUUACUCCAAAAAUAUUUAUAAAAUAAUAUAUAAAAUUUUUAUAUUCCAAAAUCCUAUACUACUAUUAAACGAGCAACUUCUGUUUAUAUGUUUAAAUGUUAAGAUGUUUGUAUGUUCAUAUUAUGUUUGUAUUUCACCGGAUCUCGAAAACGGCUCUAACGAUUCACACGAAAUUCAGAACAUAGUAGGCUUAUAAUAUGAAGAUUCGAUUGCACUAGGUCUCAUCCCUGGGAAACCUCGGUGAAGAACAUUAAAGGAUAAUUUUAUUAUUAUUCAUCCUUGGAAAAACAGCUGAUAAUAAUUAUUUCGUCGUCUGUUGGUGAUGGAAGUGAGUAAGCGAGUUCAUGUGUGUUGGACUGUGUCAAAAUUAUCACUCAGCUGUUGAAAUUUUGUAAUCAUUCAAUCAGGUACUUAGUCCCGGUUGUAAAAAAGCCGGGUUAUUUUCAAUCUUGAUUAAUUCUAGUAGAUCCAUCUUUUUGGAAUGGCCUUCUCUGAUUUGGUUCACGUGAAGUUAUAAUCAGGAUUAAAAUUUAACCGGCUUUUGUUCAAUCGGUCCUUUGUGAGGGAAAUUUUUGCAUUCCUCUGGAAAUUAAUCUCAAUAUUUACUGUUAUUAGAUAGAACAUUUCUGUAUGAAUGUUAUUAUAAUUUCUUCUUUCGUAAUAAAUUUUUUAUGCUUUUUUACUCCAGAGCGAAGCUCGGUCCCCGAUAUUAAUAGUUAAUUCAAGAUAUUAUAAUUUUCAAAAAAAUGUCUCUUUUUUGUCAAAAUUUAUAUGAAACACCAUUAAAUUUUUUUAUCAAAUA